UCUCUCUCAACUGGGCACUCAGCGUUAGUGCUGGGCUGUUAGGCACUGUGCUCAUUGCCUGCCAUCACAGCACCUGCUUUUCUGCUCACGUUGCUUCACCUUCUCCUUCUGCUCAAACAUGAUGGAGAUUGGACCAAGAUGUCUCCAUUUGAUUCACUUGCUGGUUUUGUGUUUGUCUUUCUGCCUGCCAGGAGACACAAACACAAAAAAGGCCAUCAAGAUAGCCCGCUGUCCUGUGACCUGUUCUUGCACCAAAGAUAGUGCUUUUUGUGUGGAUACGAAGGCUAUUCCAAAGAGCUUCCCACCUGGCAUCAUUUCUCUGACAAUGGUGAACGCAGGAUUCACGACGAUUCCUGAGGGAGCUUUCUCGCAGCUUCACCUACUCCAGUUUUUACUCUUGAACUCCAACACAUUCGCCACCAUUUCGGAUGAUGCUUUUGCUGGGCUGUCUCACCUUCAGUACCUGUUCAUUGAGAAUAACGAAGUCCAAACUCUCUCAAAAUAUACCUUCCGGGGACUAAAAUCUUUGACUCAUCUAUCCCUCUCAAACAACAACCUCCAACAGCUGCCCAGAGAUCUGUUUAAACAUCUGGACAUCCUCACAGAUUUGGACCUGCGAGGAAACUCUUUCCGCUGUGAUUGCAAGAUCAAGUGGCUGGUUGACUGGAUAGAAAAGACCAACACUUCUGUUCCUCCCAUAUACUGUGCAAGCCCUUUUGAAUUUCAGGGUCGCAGGAUCCACGACCUUACCCCAAGGGACUUUAAUUGCAUCAGUGCAGAUUUUGCCAUUUAUGAAACGUUUCCUUUCCAUUCUAUGUCCGUGGAGUCUUAUGAGUUUGGGGGAGAUAUGUUUGCUGUCUUCUCUCAGCCUGAAUCAGGUUUCUGCACUCUUUAUGUGUGGGAUCAUGUGGAAAUGAAAUUCAGGACAUUUCAGAACAUUACCUGUAAGUUAUGGAGACAAACACGCCAAAAAUUACAGUAUUUUAGUUUGUCUAUUUUCUCUUUUAUCUGUUGUGCCUUUCUUAUAUGUGUUUUUGCAGCUCGUUCAGCUUUGUACUGCAAACCAGUAGUAAUAAACGACACGCUUUACAUGGUUGUGGCUCAACUUUUUGGUGGAUCUCACAUCUACAAGUGGGAAGAGGACCCUCUUCGCUUUGUGCAGAUACAAGACAUUGACACAACACGAGUGAAGAAGCCCAACUUUGUGGAGACAUUCCAGCUCGAUGGUGAAUGCUAUUUUGUAGUAGCAGACAGUUCGAAGGGCGGUUCAACCAGCAUUUAUCGAUGGAACAGCAAUGGCUUUUACUCCCACCAAUCCCUCCAUCCUUGGCACCGCGACACCCAUGUGGAGUUCCUCAACGUCGGAGGAAAGCCUCACCUCAUCCUCUCCAGCGCGACUCAACCACCAGUGGUUUACCAGUGGAACCGAAGUCAAAAGCAGUUUGAUUUCUUCUCCCAAAUCACAGAGCAAGCUGACGUGCAGAUGGUCAAACACUUCUGGGUUCGGAAGGCGCUUUAUCUUUGCCUCACACGCUUCAUUGGUGACUCAAAAAUUCUCCGCUGGGAAGGCCAGCGUUUCAUCGAGAUCCAGACUCUUCCCUCUCGCGGCUCCAUGGUGGUGCAUCCCUUCACCGUGGGCCUUCGGCAGUACCUUAUCCUUGGGAGUGAUUUCUCAUUUUCCAGAGUGUACUUGUGGGAUGAUCUCACUCAGCGCUUUCAGCCGUUCCAAGAACUCAAUAUGAGAGCCCCAAGGGCCUUCAGCUUCAUGUCCGUCGACAAUAAGGACAUAAUGUUGGCUGCCAGCUUCAAGGGCAAUUCUUUUGCCUACCAGCACCUUCUGGUUGAUCUCAGUGCAAAAUAGAAAUGUGAGAGACAAUGUGUUGUGCCAACAAAAAACAAAAACAUGCAGGAGUAUUCAGGCGCAUCUCAAUAAAUUAGGUGUGGAGAACUUUAUUUAUUCAGGUUAAAUAAUAAUUUAUUUAGGAAGAGAGGAAAAAAUCGAAUAAUGUAUUACUGCUGCUGCUUAUAGAUAAUAGAUCCACCCACACGCACGCACGCACACACACACGCACACACACGCACACACACACACACACACACACACACAUUCAAUUAUUAAUUUGAAUAAUUUUAAUGAUUAUAAUUUACAGAUAAAUCAUAUACUGUAUAACUAGUCUGGAUGAGUUUUGCUUUUUGAUUUAAAAAGUAAAUUAAAUUUUUCUACAAUUGUAAUUUAUUGAGAUGCACUUGCAGUGAGGUUUUGCUAUUUCACAGGAUGUUGUAAAUGACUAACUUAAAAAAAGUUUAAAAUAUAUUACUCAUAAUACCGCCUCAGUGCUAUGCUGACUGAAAUGCCAAAUCACUGUUUCUACAUGUAUAUUAUUGUUGAAAUGUAUGUGCAUUUAUUGAAUCAGCCACUAGAAAAUUAUGUUUCGUCUGAUAACUGGUAAAAGUGAUAUACUGAAUGUUAUGCAUGUAAACUUUUAAAAAGCUACAAUUAGACUGGUCAACAACAGAUUUGAUAAAAGGUGGCUUUGUGUGUCCCUAAGCACAUUUUGGCAUUUUGAUUUUUUUUUCCAGCACAUCAGUUUUGAAAAAUCGUAUUUAUUUAUUUUUGCUUUUAAAUUUGACUUUUAAAUAGCUUGUGCAUUGCCAUUUACAGCUAUGACAAGCAUUUGGUGUGCCAGAGAAAACUCGGGCAGAUAUGAAAACCAAGGAAAAGGUUUUCUUACAAAUCUGAUUAAAAAAUGAAAAACAUGUCAACCAUUGUUAUCAGUCCA
Messenger RNA from Syngnathus typhle (broad-nosed pipefish), 2780 nucleotides. RefSeq names its product leucine-rich repeat LGI family, member 3 (gene lgi3). Gene Ontology annotation, molecular function: protein binding. Lineage: Eukaryota; Metazoa; Chordata; Actinopteri; Syngnathiformes; Syngnathidae. Gene Ontology annotation, cellular component: synaptic vesicle. The coding region runs from base 119 to 1861 and encodes 580 amino acids. The transcript has 8 exons. The record is from RefSeq and is a predicted model, not a curated record. Gene Ontology annotation, biological process: regulation of exocytosis.